AUGGCAGCCAACGGGGGAACAAACCAUGAAGGCUUCACCAGCGGCCAUCACGACUUGAUGAAGCUUCUGAGUGAAGCUCGGCAAGAUAUUGGCAGCCAGCUUAGACGGAUCCUCCCAGAUCUACAUGUCCUUCGGGGCUUAGGCUCGACUAUCCUAUCCGGCGGGAUUAUUGACGACCGGGAAUACCUCAUUGAAGAAAUUAUUCAAGUCGCCACAUCACUACCGAAUGGUUCCAGUCUCCGUGAUGAGAUCACGGCCGAAUUCGUCAAGACACUGUGGAAUGGCCUUGAGCACCCUCCUAUAGCACGGCUGGGCGACGAGUACAGAUACCGUGCUGCAGAUGGUAGCAAUAAUAAUCCCUUGUAUCCUCAACUUGGAGCAGCGGGAAGUCAUUAUGUCCGGAGCGUGACUCCUCGGCACCCACGGCCCUAUGUGCUACCAGAUUCGUCCCUGAUCUUUGACACACUCCUUGCGCGCAGUGGUCCUGCGAAAGAACAUCCUUCCAAGAUAUCGAGCAGCCUGUUUCAUUUUGCGACUAUCAUCAUUCACGAUCUCUUCCGUACGGACGAUGUUGAUAUGACAAAACUGAAGAACUCGUCUUAUUUGGACCUGGGCCCCCUCUACGGCCACAAUGCGGAGCAGCAGAAGCUAGUGCGCACAUUUCAAGAUGGACUUCUAAAACCUGACACCAUCGCUGAACAACGACUGCUCGGACAGCCUCCUGGGGUGUGUGCUUUGAUCAUCGCUUUCAAUCGAUUCCACAACUACAUAGUCAAGGAGCUGGCCGUGAUUAACGAACGAGGGAGAUUUAGCCUACCCCCUGGAAUCACUCCAGAAAGCCCUGGGUACACUCAGGCGCAGGCAAAGCGGGACAAUGAUUUAUUCCAGACCGGGCGACUUGUUACCUGUGGUCUAUAUGUGAACAUUAUACUAGGCGACUAUCUGAGAACCAUAUUGAAUCUAAACACUAACCCGGUCGACUCGGAUUGGAAACUUGAUCCGCGGACAGAGAUCAGUGGAUUGAACUCACGGACCGUUCCGAGGGGUGUCGGAAAUCAAGUCAGUGCGGAGUUCAAUAUGAUCUAUAGAUGGCAUGCUGCCAUCAGCAACCACGACGAGGCCUGGUUACAAGGGUUCAUGAAGGAGGUGUUUGGCCCAGAUGUGAAUGCAAGCACUUUGACCGUUGACGAAUUCCUUACUGGCCUGCAGAAAUGGUUCCAGGGUGUUGACAGAGAUCCGGCAAAGUGGACUUUCGGAGGCUUGAAACGACAGCCGGACGGCAGCUUCAAAGAUGCAGAUCUGGCGAAUAUUUUGUACACUGGGACUGAGUGUGUCGCGGGUGCCUUCGGGGCGAACAACAUUCCACAAGCAAUGAAGGCUAUCGAGGUUCUUAGCAUCGAACAAGGCCGAAAGUGGGGACUAGCGACCCUGAAUGAAUUCCGGCGUUUCUUCAAGCUGAAAACGUAUUCAACGUUCGAGGAGGUCAACCCUGACCCUGCUGUUGGGGAAGCUUUGGAGACACUCUAUGGACAUCCGGACAAUAUCGAACUCUACGUCGGUAUACAGGCAGAGGAAGCCAAGCAACCAUUUUUCCCUGGAUCGGGGCUAUGCCCAGGUUUCACUAUUUCGGCAACGAUCUUAGCUGAUGCUAACACGCUUGUUCGGGGUGAUCGUUUCUAUACCGUUGAUUAUAGCCCCGUAAAUCUCACGAACUUCGGGUUUGCGAACACCCUCCCAGACUUCGAUGUCGCGCAAGGCGGCCUGAUGUACAAGCUUCUGUUGCGAGCCUUCCCUGGCUGGUACACUUCAAACAGUGUCUAUGCUCUGUACCCGUUCACCAUACCGGAGCAAAACCAAGAAAUCUUCACAAAGCGCGGAACAGCAGAUCAGUUAGACUUCCAUAGGCCUUCCUAUCAGGGUCAGCCUACUGCAGUGACUUCAUGGCAGGGUGUAACACAGGUGCUGAAUGAUCAGAAAGAGUUUCGUGUCCCGUGGGGCCCACAUACGUACCAGCUUACACAGCACGAUUACAUGCUAAGUGGGGAUUCAUCUGCUAAUGCUAAGCAGAGAGCUUUCGUGAAGGAGCGCCUGUACAAACCGACCGAUGGCCUUGAAGAGGUGAGGCAGUUCUAUGAAGAUGUAACAGUAGAGUUGCUGCACAAAUACAGCCGUAAGCUCGGUUCAGCAUAUCAGGUUGAUAUAGUUCGCGACGUCGGGAACCUCGCAAAUACCAAAUUCACGGCGGAAUUCUUCGGAAUCCCCCUACGGACGCCAGAGAGCAAGGACAAAGCUGACGGCUAUACGGAGAGGGAACUAUACGACAUACUUGCAGAGCUUUUUGGCUAUGUCUUCUUGGACGUGGACCCGGUUGAAUCGUUCAAACAUCGUGUUACCGCAUCACGGUCGUCCGAGCGCCUAGGGGAGGUUAUGCAGAAGCAUGUCGCGAGCUUAAACAAACCUCAUUUUGCUCUUGCUCGCGACAUCCUACGCAGUCACAGAACCAGCGAAAAGAAGUGUCCGUUAGCUGACUAUGGGCCAGAGCUGGAUACUAGACUUUCCGAUGGGGGACGCUCCGCUGAUGAGGUAGCCUGGACUAUUAUCCCAACUGCAGCUGCCGCCUGUGCUACUCAAGCCCAAGGUUGGGCUCAACUCAUCGACUUCUACCUGUCCGAUGCAUAUAAUAAAUACUGGCCUGACAUUCAAAGGGUCGCUCAAUCCGACGACAAAGACUCCUUUGAGAAGUUGAAAAAAUAUGCCCUGGAAGGAUUCCGCCUAUCAACCCCAGCAUUUGGUGUUCUUCGGUACGCAGCAAACGACACGACGAUCGAAGACAAAGUGAGAACCAUUCCAGUCAAGAAAGGCGACACGAUCCUGGCAGAUUUCGUAACAGCUGGCCGGGAUCCAACCAAGUUCCCCGAUCCUCAAGCCAUUAAGCUUGACCGUCCUGACGAGCUGUACAUACAUCACGGAUGGGGACCGCAUUCCUGCCUCGGGCGAGAGAUUGUAACCGUUGCAGCGGCUUCUAUGCUACGUGUCUUUGCUCGGGUAGAUGGUCUCAGACGCAGUCCUGGUCCUGCUGGGGAGAUGAAGAGUAAAUUGAUCAAUGGGGCAUUCAAGGUGUAUUUGCCUGAGGAUGGGACGGAAUGGUCACCAUUCCCUUGCAACAAAAAGGUGCUGUUUAAUAAAUUUUAG
Molecule: messenger RNA, 3192 nt
Organism: Aspergillus alliaceus
Lineage: Eukaryota; Fungi; Ascomycota; Eurotiomycetes; Eurotiales; Aspergillaceae
Product: peroxidase/cytochrome P450 family protein
Exons: 16
Coding region: 1-3192 (1063 amino acids)
Biological process (GO): response to oxidative stress
Molecular function (GO): oxidoreductase activity, acting on paired donors, with incorporation or reduction of molecular oxygen; iron ion binding; monooxygenase activity
Source: RefSeq, a predicted model, not a curated record